ACCCCGCCCGCCGACCAUAAGAACACAGUCCUCGAGGUUUCUUCAGCUCUCCAUUCGCAUACACUACGACCGUCAACACUAUGGGACAGAACACCCCCGCUCAGAAGAUCGGAGACGUCAACUCGCUCACUGUCACGGACAACCGCACCGGCAAGCAGUACACCGUCCCGAUCUCGCGAAAUAGCAUCCCCGCGACCGCGUUCAAGGCUAUCAAGGCACCGAAGGGUCCCAAGGACCGCGAUGAAGACGAGACGGAGAAGGGUCUGCGCAUCUCGGACAAAGGCUUCUUGAACACCGCUGUCAUUGAGAGCAGGAUCACCUAUAUUGACGGAGAUGCUGGAGUUCUGCGCUACAGAGGGUACCCAAUCGAACAGCUCGCCGAGCAGUCCAAUUUCCUUGAGUCGGCGUAUCUUCUGAUUUAUGGCUCACUCCCAUCCAAGACCCAAUACUCGACAUUCGAGAACGAGGUCCUGCUCCACGGCGUCAUGCACGCUGACGCUGCUGGUUUCUUCCGUGCCUUCCGCUAUGACGCCCACCCCAUGGCAAUGCUCACCAGCGCGUACGCCUACCUCGGCUCGUACUACCGCGAAGCCAACCCCUCACUCGAGGGUCAGGCGCUGUACACGAAGGGCGCCAAGGGCGACGAGGCGGCGCUGAGGAAUAUGGACAAGCAGAUCUACAGGAUCAUCGGGAAAGCUACGACUCUUGCUGCGAUGGCCUACCGUGUCCGCCAAGGUCGAGAGUUUGUUACGCCUCCCACUGGGCUCAGCUACGCCGCCUCUUUCCUCUACCAGCUCGACCACCUCUCUCCAUCUGACGCCAACUACCGGCCGCACCCUGUCCUCGAACGCGCUCUUGAUAUCCUGUUCAUUCUGCAUGCGGACCACGAGAUGAACGCGUCAAGUACGACGGUGCUCCAGACAGGCAGCUCCCUGGUGGACCCGUACAGCGCGGUAGCAGCUGGAUGUGCUUCUCUCUACGGACCAUUGCACGGAGGCGCCAAUGAGGCUGUCAUUCGCAUGUUGAUUUCCAUCGGCAGCCCAGACAACGUGCCCGCGUUCCUUGCGGCCGUCAAGAAGCGCGAGAAGGUGCUCUCUGGCUUCGGACACCGCGUGUACAAGACAUCCGAUCCCCGCUCGUUCAUUAUACGCAAAGUUGCCGAUGAGGUAUUCGCAGUGACCGGCAAGGAUGAACUGCUGGACACCGCGAUGGCCUUGCACGACGCUGCCAUCAAGGACGAGUACUUCGUGUCGCGGAAACUGGCACCGAACGUCGACUUCUGGAGCGGCCUCAUCUACCGUGCCAUGGGCUUCCCUCUCGACUUCUUCCCCGUCCUCUUCGUUGUUCCACGUGUCGUCGGCUGGCUCGCUCAUUGGCGGCAGAUGAUGCUCAGCCCAGACGGCGUCAAGAUCUGGCGCCCGAGACAGAUCUACGUUGGCGCCGAAAAACGCGACUAUGUGCCCGUGGAUGCUCGGGAGCCGGUCGACGGGCCGAUGAUGAGCCCCAGCGUUGUGCCUCAUUCCGGGGUGACGAAGCGGCGAAACAUCUCCGAGAUCAAGAGCAAACUAUAGGUUCUUUCGACGACAUGUUCCUUGGCGUGCUGCUGGACGCACUCGUCUUCCGGUCUUUGGGCGCGUCCGUCGACCAAUCCCCGAGCGCGUUCUCGAGUCCUAUUUAUAGCUCUGCAUCAAUGCACUUUGCUCCACCACGCUUAUUUAUAGUCCCACUUUGAGAAGUUGAGAAGAUGAAAGUGCUUACGCCUCGUAGCAAGACGACGCGUUGUCGCACAGAAAUUCUGUAAUUUCAUUUACUUGAGACGCGUCUUCGGGCGUGCACAAUGUAAUGCUGCUCACUGCAAUGACAAUAGC
Coniophora puteana RWD-64-598 SS2 is the source of this 1868-nucleotide messenger RNA. RefSeq lists its product as uncharacterized. The record is from RefSeq and is a predicted model, not a curated record. Gene Ontology annotation, molecular function: acyltransferase activity, acyl groups converted into alkyl on transfer. Gene Ontology annotation, biological process: tricarboxylic acid cycle. NCBI's taxonomy places the organism in Eukaryota, Fungi, Basidiomycota, Agaricomycetes, Boletales, Coniophoraceae. The transcript has 19 exons. The coding region runs from base 81 to 1571 and encodes 496 amino acids.